UCAAGCCACCCGUCAUGUUACUGUUAUCUCAGUCCUCAACGGCCAUACGAAUUCCUCUGAUGGUUCAUUAUAAAUAGCUAGAGCCUCACGCACCCAAAAUGGCUACCAUUGUAGCUUCCUUUGCGGCUUCAUUCCUUGUUUCUUCCUCUACUCUUUCUUCUUCUUCGUUGUUUCUCUCCGUGAGGCUAAGUUCUUCUUCUUGGUCCCGCCUUCGUUUCCCUAUUCUGCCCCUGCGCUAUCCAUCAAGGAGACUCAUGGCUCAGACUUUAGUUUGUGCCAGUCUUGGUCUAACUCAGCCGGCAAACAUCGAAAACCCCAAGAUCUCUUUCACGGCGAAGGAGAUUGAUGUGACGGAAUGGAAAGGAGACAUACUUGCAGUAGGUGUCACGGAGAAAGACAUGGUAAAAGAUGAGAACGCAAAGUUCGAGAACCGGAUUUUGAAGUCGCUUGACUCCAAGUUGAGUGGUUUAUUGGCUGAAGCUUCUUCCGAGGAGGAUUUUUCCGGAAAAGUUGGCCAAUCAACAGUUCUUAGGAUACCAGGACUUGGAUUCAAGAGGGUUGGCUUGAUUGGGCUUGGACAAUCAGCUUCAACUACAGCUGCAUUUAGCAGUUUUGGUGAGGAUGUUGCAACAGCUGCAAAGACUGCCCAGGCAAGUGAUGUUGCCAUUGUUCUCGCUUCAUCCGAGGGACUUUCUACAGAAUUAAAGCUUAAAACUGCUUCUGCAAUAGCAUCUGGGACUGCACUGGGAAUACAUGAAGAUAACAGGUACAAGUCAGAAUCAAAGAAAACAGCUCUUAGAUCAGUUGACAUUCUUGGUCUUGGAACAGGACCUGAAUUGCAAAAGAAACUUAAGUAUGCUGAAGAUGUUUCUUCUGGAAUAAUUUUUGGAAGGGAGCUUGUGAACUCCCCAGCUAAUGUGGUCACGCCAGGGGUAUUGGCAGAAGAGGCCACAAAGAUUGCUUCUGCAUAUAGUGAUGUUCUAACAGCUAAGAUAUUGGAUGCUGAGCAAUGUAAGGAAUUGAACAUGGGAUCUUUUCUCGGAGUUGCUGCAGCCUCAGCAAAUCCUCCUCAUUUUAUCCAUCUUUGCUAUAAACCUCCUAGCGGACCCGUCAAUGGCAAGUUGGCUUUAGUUGGAAAGGGUUUGACAUUUGACAGUGGUGGCUACAACAUCAAGACAGGACCUGGCUGUUUAAUUGAACUCAUGAAAUUUGACAUGGGUGGUUCAGCUGCAGUUUUAGGUGCAGCAAAAGCUCUUGGUCAAAUCAAACCUCCUGGAGUGGAGGUUCAUUUUAUUGUUGCUGCUUGUGAGAAUAUGAUAAGUGGAACAGGAAUGCGACCUGGAGACAUUGUCACAGCUUCAAAUGGAAAGACUAUAGAGGUUAACAACACAGACGCUGAGGGUAGGCUUACUCUUGCAGAUGCUCUGGUAUAUGCUUGUAACCAAGGAGUUGAAAAGAUAGUUGACCUGGCAACCUUAACUGGAGCCUGCAUUGUUGCUCUUGGACCCUCAAUUGCAGGUGUGUUCACUCCUAGUGAUGACAUGGCAAAAGAACUACUGGAUGCUGCAGAGGCAGGCGGAGAAAAACUAUGGAGGAUGCCAAUGGAGGAAAGUUAUUGGGAAACAAUGAAAUCAGGAGUGGCUGAUAUGGUAAAUACUGGUGGUAGACCAGGCGGGGCUAUUACUGCUGCUCUAUUUUUGAAACAGUUUGUUGACGAGAAGGUUGAGUGGUUACACAUUGACUUGGCUGGUCCAGUGUGGAAUGAGAAGAAGAAAUCUGCAACGGGGUUUGGCGUUGCUACUUUGGUGGAAUGGGUUAUGAAACACUCCUCUUAGAGGCAAACUAUAUGAAAGUAUUGUGUUGGAAAGAAAGUUACAUAAGUUGGAAAUGCAUACUCUGAGGUGUCUGGUUCAAUGGGGAUUGAUUGGUUGGUUCUAUGAAUAAAAUGAUCUUUGAGAGGACAAAAAGAAACAAGUGGCGGACCGAGGCUUGGUUUUUCAAGGUUGUUUUGAUGUCAUUUAAACUUGCCAUCUUUAUUGUAUAAAAAACUUGCGAUCUUUAGUUCUGAAAGUAAUUUGCCUCUCUUUGAUGUUAAUUGUUGAUAUUUUUGUCAAGGUUUUAAAAAUGGGACUGGCUCUUGAACCAGACCAGGGACUGAUUCAAAAGUCAAUGGUUAU
Messenger RNA from Neltuma alba, 2177 nucleotides. RefSeq names its product leucine aminopeptidase 1. Gene Ontology annotation, molecular function: manganese ion binding; metalloaminopeptidase activity. Lineage: Eukaryota; Viridiplantae; Streptophyta; Magnoliopsida; Fabales; Fabaceae. Gene Ontology annotation, cellular component: cytoplasm. The transcript is spliced from 10 exons. Gene Ontology annotation, biological process: proteolysis. The record is from RefSeq and is a predicted model, not a curated record. The coding region runs from base 99 to 1835 and encodes 578 amino acids.